Danio aesculapii is the source of this 2504-nucleotide messenger RNA. It is a transcript of the gene sypl1, whose product is annotated as synaptophysin-like 1. Gene Ontology annotation, cellular component: synaptic vesicle membrane; synaptic vesicle. NCBI's taxonomy places the organism in Eukaryota, Metazoa, Chordata, Actinopteri, Cypriniformes, Danionidae. The transcript is spliced from 5 exons. The record is from RefSeq and is a predicted model, not a curated record. Bases 255 to 971 code for a protein of 238 amino acids.
CGUGGAGAAACUAUUGAUAAGUGCUUUAUAAAUCAAACCCCUCGCGAAAUGGUUCACAUCUUUCGCUGAACUCCAUUUGUGCUAUCAUCUGGAUUUACUCCGGUUUCUGUGGAGGAGGAGCAGCAUCUUUUACCACACACACACACACACCACGUCACUCUGUCAAACUUUCAUUUUUUUUAAGCAAACUUGAGCCUGCAAGAUUUUCAAGCUCUUCUUUUUCUUCCUGGAGGUUUUCUGGCUCGGUGGGAAAGAUGCAGACGGGAUUCAGAUUGAACUUGAGCCCCGUUAAAGAGCCUCUGGGUUUCGUUAAAGUAGUGGAGUGGAUCACUGCUGUACUUGCAUUCGGGACCUGUGGAGGAUUUUCCGGCAGAAAUGUGCUCUCCAUCUUCUGCAAUGGCAGCAAUGAAACACUCAGUGCCACUUUCACAUACCCAUUCAGGUUAAACCAUGAGCUGUUGGUGGAGCAGAACAGGACCCUCUGCAACCACUCGGUGUCUGCCACUCAUCUGGUGGGCGACUCCUCGUCCUCGGUGGAGUUUUUCGUGGCCGUCGCCGUCCUGGCCUUCCUCUACUCCAUGCUGGCGCUCAUCAUCUAUCUGGGCUACAUGCACGUCUACAGAGACUCAGACUUCGGCCCGAUGUUUGAUUUUGUGCUGACAGCGGUGUUUGCGUUCCUGUGGUUGGUGUGUUCGUCUGCAUGGGCCAGAGGACUGCAGACGGUGAAGGACGCCACCAGUACGACUGGCAUUGAAUCCACUCUGGCGGUCUGCAAGGACAGAGGUGUGAGAUGUGAAGUCACAGAGUUUGCCAGCAUGCGCUCACUCAAUAUAUCUGUGGUGUUUGGAUUCUUGAAUCUGAUCAUAUGGGCCGGGAAUGCCUGGUUUGUGUAUAAAGAGACGCGCUGGCACUCUCAGAAGGUCAACGCUCAGCAAACGCCAGGACGAGCUCCAGCUCCAGCACCCAUCUAAACACAAACAUCACCCGCUUCAGCCUAAUGAACAAUACAGUCAUUUAUUGUCAAUACUAGAGUGUUUUUGAACCAUGCUACAGUAACAUACUUGAAUGAAUCCGUUGUGCUAAUUCUUAAAAAUUCCAUGGUGAUACAACGACUUAAUAUAAACCAAUCAGGUUUGGCUGUUGUAGCCAUACUGUAGUAACGAUCUGAUCUGUUGUGGUGAUUAUAUAGUUGCUAUGGUAACACGAAAACUGCAGUAAUAUAAACAAAUGAUCCAAUACUGUUGUUUCCUUCAGCUAUAGGGUAUAUUAUAGUACAAUACACCACAGAUUACUGGAGUAAAAACUAAAGUAGCCUAAACGAAAUCAUUUAUUAGUUUAUUAGCUCACGUUAUUAUAUAUUAUAUACACUCACCGGCCACUUUAUUAGGUACAUCUUACUAGUACCGGGUUGGACCCUUCCUUUUUUCUUUAGAACUGCCUUAAUCCUUCAUGUCAGAGAUUCAACAAGGUUCUGGAAAUAUUCCUCAGAGAUUUUGGCCCAUAUUGGCAUGACAGCAUCAUACAGUUGCUGCAGGCUACCUCUGGUGACUGUGGAGGCCAUUUGAGUACACUGAACUCAUUGUCAUGUUCGAGAAACCAGUCUGAGAUUCGAGCUUUAUGGCGUGUUAUCCUGCUGGAUGUAGCCAUCAGAAGAUGGGUACGCUGUGGUCAUAAAGGGAUGGACAUGGUCAGCAACAAUACUCAAGUAGGCUGUGGCGUUGACACGAUGCUCAAUUGGUACUAAUGAGCCCAAAGUGUGCUAAGAAAAUAUCCCCCACACCAUUACACCACCACCAGCCUAAACUAUUGAUACAAGACAGGAUGGAUCCAUGCUUUCAUGUUGUUGAUGCCAAAUUCUGACCCGACCAUCCGAAUGAUGCUGCAGAAAUCGAGACUCAUCAGACCAGGCAACGUUUCUCCAAUCUUCUAUUAUCCAGUUUUGGUGAGCCUGUGUGAAUUGUAGCCUCAGUUUCCUGUUCUUAGCUGAUAGGAGUGGCACCCGGUGUAGUCUUCUGCUGCUGUAGCCCAUCUGCCUCAAGGUUGGUUGUGUUGUGCAUUUAGAGAUGCUCUUCUCCAGACCUUGGUUGUAACGAGUGGAUAUUUGAGUUACUGUUGCCUUUCUAUCAGCUGGAACAACUCCUCUGGGAUCAACAAGGCAUUUGCUCCCACAGAACUGCCGCUCACUGAAUAUUUUCUCUUUUUCAGACCAUUCUUUGUUAACCAUAGAGAUGGUUGUGCAUGAAAAUCCCAGUAGAUCAGCAGUUUCUGAAAUACUCAGACCAGCCCGUCUGGCAGCAACAACCAUGCCAAGCUCAAAGUCACUUAAAUCACCUUUCUUCUCUAUUCUGAUGCUCGGUUUGUACUGCAGCUGAUCGUCUUGACCAUGUCUACAUGCCUAAAUGCAUUGAGUUGCUGCCAUGUGAUUGGCGGAUUAAAAAUUUGUGUUAAUGAGCAGUUGGACAGGUGUAUCUAAAAAUAUAUAAAGUGACUGGUGAGUGUAUGUA